This is a messenger RNA of Candidula unifasciata, 1920 nucleotides long. The record is from the annotation of a GenBank genome assembly. NCBI's taxonomy places the organism in Eukaryota, Metazoa, Mollusca, Gastropoda, Stylommatophora, Geomitridae.
AUGUUGGGUCAAGUUUGUGAAAAGCUUUGCCUCUCACAUCCACCAUUCCCACUGUCAGCUUCUAGGCAGCUUCUGACAUGGUGUCAGUACAGAUAUUACUAUCGUUGUGUUUCAAGCCAAGCGUAUGGCUAUACAAAUGUAAUAACUGGGAGACAGAGGAGCUCUUCCACAAGAGGCAGUUUGUUGCAGAGUGCCACAGUUCGUGCUCAUUCAACAGAGCGUGCACACAAGUGGGAGAUACCACAAGGGUAUGCUACACAGAUUAAGAUCUACCAUCCUCUUGUGAAGGAGCAAGUUCCGUUAGUACUGCUGCAGGAGAAGUUGGCACACUGGUAUGCAUGUGGACCUACAGUGUAUGACAGUCCUCAUAUAGGCCAUGCCAGUUCGUACGUACGCUUGGACAUUAUACGGAGAAUCAUGAGCAGUGUGUUCGGCAUUGAUACCACCCUGGUGAUGGGAGUCACCGACAUUGAUGAUAAAAUUAUCCAGAAAUCAAACCAGACAGGACAAAAUAUGGCAGAAAUAACACAACUCUAUGAAUCUGAAUUCUUCGCAAGCUUGGCCAAGCUGAAAGUAACUCCCCCAAGCAUCACUGUCCGAGUGACAGACCAUGUCUCACACAUUAUAGACUUCAUUCGUCAGAUAGAGCAGAAGGGCUACACAUACAGGACUGCAGACGGAAGUUUAUAUUUUGAUGUUAACAAGUAUGGGCACUAUGGAGCAUUUAUUAAUAUGCAGAUUCACAUGUCACCAGAGACCGACACAGACAAAAGGGCCCCCCAAGACUUUGCUCUGUGGAAGGCUGUAAAACCUGGAGAACCUUUUUGGGACUCUCCUUGGGGUAAAGGCAGACCUGGCUGGCAUAUUGAAUGUUCAGCAAUGGCCAGCCACGUCUUUGGGUCUAACUUUGACAUCCACUCAGGAGGUGAGGACCUGACCUUCCCUCAUCAUGAGAAUGAACUGGCCCAGUCAUGUGCCUACCAUGGGAACACACAGUGGGUCAACUACUGGCUGCAUACAGGUCACUUAUUCCUGUCGGGGCAGACAGAUAAAAUGUCUAAAUCACUGAAGAAUGUGAUCAGCGUGUCAGAGUUGCUGCAGGACUACACACCCAACCACUUCCGCAUGCUGUGUCUGCUCAACAACUAUAAAAACAGAAUCGAGUUCAGUGCCGAGAGAAUGCAGAAAGCUGUCUCCCUGGUGGCCACACUAAACAGUAUUAUCAGCCGCUGUGAUUUCUAUGUCAAAGGUCAGGUUGAUUGUGGAGACAUCCCAGAGGCACAAGUCUAUGAAAAGUUACAGUCCACCAGACAGACAGUAGAGGCAGCGUAUGCUGAUGACUUCAACACUCCCAGGGCACUGGCCCACAUAAUGAGGCUUGUGAAGUUUAUGAAUCAGCUACUGGAAGAGGUGACGCACACACAAACGAUCAGCGCCCGCAGUCCUGCUCCAGUUGCAGCCGUGGGUGCCUACAUUGGUCGGGUGAUGAAUCAGCUGGGGUUGGAUUUUCAGCAGAGGAAGGUUGAAGAUGACAGUGAGCAGCCGCUUCAGUUUUACAGCGCAGUGGAGACAUUGGUUUCUACAAGAUGGAAGAUUCGUGAGUUUGCCAGAGACAAGCAGUUUGUUCUGAGAACAGCCGGUGAAGUGGGCGUACCUGAAGACCAGGCUGCCAGGCUCAUGAAGAAGCUCUAUUCACCAUUGUGGAACAUCACUGAUGGUAUUAGAGAGGAUAUUCGUCACUCAGCUCAUGUGGAAAUCAGAGAUGGUGCAUCCGGCUCAACAUGGACUGUUGUGGAUUCCAAGAAAAAGUCCCCAGUGACGGACUCCAGCAUCGAGGCCACAGCACCUCACCUAAAUGUUAGUCAGGUGGAGGAUUCCAAUAAUAGUCCUGGUGAAAGAAAGUUCAAAACCCCAAGCUAA